AUGAUCCGGAUCACCAUCAACAUAUCAUUAAGACUUCAGUCCAAACAGCUAACGGUCUCUCCAGGCAACCCCUCUAAAGCCCUAUGGGAUUUUAGAUGGCGCACUGUGGUAUUGCAUAAGGAGGCAGCUGAUGGCACGGGAGAGGACACGCUGCUCCACAAAAUCAGUUACCACGGCCUCUACUGUGAGGAGGAAUAUAACGAGUGCCUCUCUGCCCCUUGCCUGAACGCCGCCACCUGCAGGGACCUCGUUAAUGGCUAUGAGUGCGUGUGCCUGGCGGAAUACAAAGGAAUACACUGUGAGUCGUACAAGGACCCCUGCGCUAACAUCAGCUGUCUGAACGGAGGCACCUGUGACGGCGAGGGCCUAAAUAGCACCUGUGUUUGUACCCCUGGGUUUACAGGUGACGAGUGUGACAUCGACAUCAACGAAUGUGACAGUACCCCAUGCCAUCACGCUGGUACCUGCCUGGACCAGCCCAAUGGUUACACCUGCCACUGCCCUCACGGCUGGGUGGGUACAAACUGCGAGAUCCACCUCCAGUGGAAGUCGGGUCACAUGGCGGAGAGUCUCACCAACAUGCCCCGGCACUCCCUGUACAUCAUCAUCGGGGCCCUCUGCGUCGCCUUCAUCCUGAUGCUGAUCAUCCUCAUUGUGGGCAUUUGCCGCAUCAGCCGCAUCGAGUACCAGGGCUCUUCCAGGCCAGCCUACGAGGAGUUCUAUAACUGUCGCAGCAUCGACAGCGAGUUCAGCAACGCCAUCGCCUCCAUCCGGCAUGCCAGGUUUGGAAAGAAAUCCCGGCCUGCGAUGUACGACGUGACCCCCAUCGCCUAUGAGGACUACAGCCCCGAUGACAAACCCCUGGUCACGCUGAUUAAAACAAAAGAUUUGUAAUCUUUUUGGGGGGAUUAUUUUUCAAAAAGAUGGGAUACUACCCUCAUUUAAAUAUUUUUAAGAAAAUAAAAAGCUUAAGAAAUUUGAAAUGGUAGCUGCUCAAGAGUUUUCGGUAGAAUAUCGAAGAACUAAUUUUCUGCAGCUUUUAGUUUGGAAAAAAUAUUUUAAAAAAAACAAAAUUUGUGAAAUCCAUAGACUACGUUUUAAUGUACUUUCAGCUCUUUAAACUGUAUGCUUCGACUAGUGUGUGCUCUUCCCAUGGUAGAUACCGUCAUGAGAUACAGUUGACUUUCUGUGGCUGUUACAGAGGCUAAGUCUAAUCGAGAAGUUUCUAUGUGACGUGUGAGUGCCGGCUUUCUGAGUAGUUAGAAAACAUAUGUAGAGUAUGACCCAUAUAACAGUAUACCCGUUAACCUAAAACGAAGUCUGAGAUGUUUAUUUCGUGAAUAAGAAACUAGUUGCAUUUAUUAUUCCUAACCCGAAUGAAAUUAGCCUUUGCCUUAUUCUGUGCAUGGGUAAGUAACUUAUUUCUGCACUGUUUCAUUGAACCUUGCAGAAAUGUUCUUUUGAGUUCGUUUUUGUCAUUUCCAUAACAGUCGUCAAGCCAGGCCUUGAAAUCAUGCAGCAAAAGGGCCUCGUGAGGCAAAUUAUGAUCACAUUGAAUCUAUAUUUCCUUUUAAAAGUCAAGGGUUUUAUACCGUGAGUAAAUUAAAUUUACGUUGGAGUUGUUUGUUGCUAAGAGGUAGUCAAUAUAAGAGAGUACUAUUUCCUUCUGUAGUGAGUAUUUCUCAUAGUGCAUCUUUAUUUAUAUCCAGGACAUGUUUGUGGCUGUAUUGGAUUGAUAUGUGCUUCUUCUGAUUCUUGCUAAUUUCACAGAAUAUUGAAUAAAUGUUACCAAGUCCAGGA
Leptonychotes weddellii (Weddell seal) is the source of this 1800-nucleotide messenger RNA. Lineage: Eukaryota; Metazoa; Chordata; Mammalia; Carnivora; Phocidae. The record is from RefSeq and is a predicted model, not a curated record.